AUUAGUAAUCGUAAGAAUGCACAGUCGGUUGCUUUCGCAAUGUAUGUGGAAGAAAAAGAUAUAGAAUAUGUGUUCGUUCGUCUGUCUAACCUUUCUUUCGGGCUCUUCUUUCGGAAGAAAGGUUAUUAAAAAUGUUAAAUGGAGGAACGAAUAGAAUCAUGGCAUUAGUACUUUACGUGUGAAAUCUAAACAUGUAUUACAACAAUUUAAGAAUCAUUGCAAUAAAACAUUCCGACACCUAUAAAUAUAUUACUUUAUCCAAUGUACAUUAUAUUCUACUUUCUUAAACAAUUGAUCCAUUGUAACUUCAUAACCACCAUUCCCCGUAUCAAACUGGUUCCAACCAUGGACUUAAUUCAGCAUUCUCCAACUGUUAUCGUUUGUACUCGUCCACGAUACAGAAACAAAGAAGAGUUUCGUUCAGCACGAUUCAAAGAUUCACCAAUUGUAUUGUUCGGUUUUCCCGGUCUAGAAAACGAUAAGGAGUCCCCGCCUUCAGAUAAUACCCAUCCGCUUGUAUGGUGCCGCAACGAAGAAAACAAAGAUAAAGAAUUUCCAUGCAACUUUUGCGAGCGUCAGUUAGAUAGCACCACAGGCUAUUAUUUAUGCGAAGAGUUCGAUAAGAGGAUUUCUAAAAACAACACUGUUGGUUUUCAUAAAGAGUGUAUCAAACCGAUGACCAACAAUCCUUAUCAUCCUAAACAUCCGCUCCAAGUUCUCGUAUUUGCAACAGUGGUACCAAACAAAGUAUGCUAUUGUUGUUACACUUAUAAAACUCACUUUUACUAUUGUUUUAUAUGUAAUUUUAGCAUUUGUCGGGAUUGUGCGAGAAAACCGCUACUCCUUACAAUAGACCACAAGAAAAGGCAUGAACAUACACUCUACUACAUUCCUCGAGAAGCCUCCAUGACUUGCGAUGUUUGUGCUUUGCAUGAUCGAAGGUACUUUAUUUAUGUAUGUCAUCAAUGUGAUUAUGUAGUCCAUAAAAAGUGUAUAUAUUCACCAUACGUCAUAAAAAUUUCUCGUCAUGAACAUCGCCUCUCUUUCACUUCUUCGUUUCUUUCUGGAGAAUGGUUUUGCGGAAUUUGUCGGAAAAAAAUAAACCAAAAUUAUGGAGGAUAUUCUUGCGUGAAAGGUUGUUAUUAUGUUGCUCAUUCCCAGUGUGCUAUACAUAAAGAUGUAUGGGAUGGAAAAGAACUUGAAGGAGAACCAGAAGAAAUAUUUGAAAGCAUUAUGCCGUUUGAAGAGAUAAGUGAUGGAAUUAUAAAACAUUUCAGUCAUAAACAUCAUAUGAGACUCCUCAAAGAAGUUGAGAAAACAAAUAAGAUUAACAAACACUGUCAAGCAUGCGCAUUUCGGAUUUAUGAAGGUGACAUUUAUAAUUGCUUGGAAUGUGAUUUUGUUCUCCACAAAGUAUGUGCGUAUCUUCCAGUUAAAAAACAACAUGUGUUGCAUCCUCACCCUCUCUUCUUACAAGAGGAAAAUCUACAAACUACGUUUGGGUGUUCAGCUUGCUUUCGUGUAUGCAAUAAUUUCAGUUCAAGUACCAGCAUGAUGAACAUCCUCUCAUAUUUUCAUAUGAAGAAGACUCGAAUGGUCAACACUGGUGUGAUGUCUGUGAAAAAGAAAUACUACCCAAGAAUGGAAUAUAUACGUGCAGUGAUUGUGACAUCCAACUCCAUAUCGAAUGCUUACACGGGAACAACAUGUAUUUGUUACCUUGUAAAUCGGUUAUACUUAAUGAAGGAAAAUACGAUAUUCUUUGCAAUGAUCUGCCCACACGGUACACAUGCAAACGAUGUCAUAAACGUUGCGAAGACAAGACCGUCUACAAGAGAUCCGACGAUGUAAUCUAUUGUUCUAUGUAUUGUAUAGUCUGUGAGAAAUAUGGAAUCAAAAAUUAAAUAAAAUAAACCAUGUAUAAAUAUUAUUUAUAAUAGUUGAAUAUUAAUAUUUAUCACAAAUUUAAAUUCUGAUAUGCCAAACUAAUUUCAAACGUCUGAGUCAGAGAAAAAUUGAUCACAUUAGCUGCAAAAGUUUCUGGUCAUAUUCAUAAAACAAAACCUUGGAGACAUAAGAGCAUCUUUGAAGCUAAACCGUUUCACAGUUUCUUAGUUUUAAUUUUUUAUUUUUUUUUUUGACUAAAUUUUUUUAAAAAAGUAAACUAAUCGUGCGCCACCACGUAUCGGUGGAACCCGCAAACAGUACAAAAACUUAACUAAAAUCAGUCCUUAUUUAGUUACUUUUGUCAUCAGUUGUUAUGGUUUUUGUGGGACCUCCGAUUUAAGAAACUCCCUAAUAACCCGGGAUAAAGAUGGUCUAACAAUUAGUCAUUUUAGCCCCAAAAAACGGAAAUGCAACAAAGUUUUCGGAAACAGGAAAAUAUAAUGUCUACUUUGAGGCCCUUUUCUUCAACGAUUAAAGCGACUAAUCUGUUGAUAGUUUUCAUCAAUAGACUCUUUAACAGCAUCAACCACCAGCUGUGUCUUCCGGCUAAUGCUUGGCCAAAACCCAACAGGCUUUGCACAUUUGUCCUUCAUUUCUCCAACCAGCCUGACAAAUUCUUUCACCAUUCACGCCUCUUGCGGGAGCUCUGUCUUAACCGUUUGUUCACUCGGAGGAUUAACCCACGCGGUCACGGGCUUAUUGAACCAAGCUUUAGUGCACGUGGUGAACGAUGCUUCGGUCUCUUGGAACGGUAUAACAAAGUCGUCAACACGAACUAAGCCUUUUGUUCCAAUGGCUGAUAUCUCAAUUGUUAGGUUUGCCAAGAAAGAGCCGUAUAUGGUUGCAGUUCGUCCGUCUUCCCAGGCUCAGAAACGCUCCACACGAGAGAAUCACUCCUGACUAGUUCAGGACAGUGCCUAGAGAGGCCGUGACUGUUUUGGGAAGCUCAAAGUUGUUGGCUACAAGGGCUGCUCGGAUUGCGUACCAUCCAAGGUCUCCGAGCGCAUCAAGACCAUCAAAGAUAUAGUCUUCGGCGAGAUAUAAGAGAGUGGUGAUAGAGAGAAAACCAGGAGCAAAGACAGCGACAUGCGUAGAGCUUUGAAGAGUCGAAAAAGAAAACACUACCUCUAAUGGAGGGACCCAAUAAAAAAUUAGCAGUUUCUUCGUUUUGUGGGAAGAUUAGCUUAAACAAAAAAUAAACGUUCAUAAAAUAGUAUACCCUAAUGUAAUGCCCACCAACCAAUUGCAAUGUUAAAAACUCUUUAAUCAGAUGAUAUACAUGUAAAAAUCAAACCGAUCUUUUGCAUGCUGCAAAACAAUUUGAAACCUGAAUAUUGUAAAAAGAACACUGCUCUUUUCAGAGAAUCAUAGCAACCAUGGAAUGAAACAUGCUUGGGAAAUAAGAUAACAGAAUCACUCAUCAAGAGAUUAAUCGUAUCAUCUUCAGAACAAUGUCAAAUUUAUACGACUUUCAAUUUGAUUCAAAAUAUUAGUUCAAAAACAAAAUCAAAACACGACAUUUGAGAGAAUAACUCCAGACCAAACUGACCAAUACUCAUAAAUCAAUAUUUUUUCCAAGUAUAUUUCCAGAAAUAAUAAACUUUUAAUGAUGAUAUGGACUCCGGACAAUCCAAAUUGCAAUCCCUCAAAAAAGCUCUUAUAAUCUACAUGAAGUCGAAAUCGUCCAUGGCAUCAUAA
Molecule: messenger RNA, 3645 nt
Organism: Brassica rapa (field mustard)
Lineage: Eukaryota; Viridiplantae; Streptophyta; Magnoliopsida; Brassicales; Brassicaceae
Source: RefSeq, a predicted model, not a curated record